Paraphaeosphaeria sporulosa is the source of this 1737-nucleotide messenger RNA. RefSeq lists its product as uncharacterized. Gene Ontology annotation, molecular function: DNA-binding transcription factor activity, RNA polymerase II-specific; zinc ion binding; transcription cis-regulatory region binding. The transcript has 2 exons. Gene Ontology annotation, biological process: DNA-templated transcription; regulation of DNA-templated transcription. Gene Ontology annotation, cellular component: nucleus. The record is from RefSeq and is a predicted model, not a curated record. Lineage: Eukaryota; Fungi; Ascomycota; Dothideomycetes; Pleosporales; Didymosphaeriaceae. The coding region runs from base 1 to 1737 and encodes 578 amino acids.
AUGGGAUCUUCUGGGCCUCCAUGCACAAGGUGCAGAAAGAGAGGGCUAUCGUGUACAGUGAAUCGUAGCUUACAGAUGUUACUCGAAAGUGACACCUCAUGGAAAUCAUCCAUAGAAAGUGAAAUACGGGGACUAAAAGACGCCAUCGAAAAGUUGGCAAACCAAGCGUCUCUGCCAGAGCUAGCGCAUUCGAUGCACGAGGAGAGUUUGUCACCAAACCACCGGGAAGGGAGUAUGAGACAAGCGCCGAUCAGUAUCAACCCCGGCUCAAGGGGAGUCAUCCUCGACGCGGACUCAGGCCCAGAGGCACUGCCGGCUUCUUACCUGACCGAAGCCCUACCAGCAACGAUCACAGUAUCAGCAGCCUCGUUCCACGAGGAUAUCAUCUCUCGCGGAAGAAUCAGUCCUGAGGAUGCGAAAGCCUGUCUUGAACUAUACCGCAACAAACUCGAUCAUUUUCCGUAUCAGAUAUUGGGUGGCUACGACGAGCGUAGCGUAAGUUCGAUCCGAGCCGAUUCACCAUUUCUGCUGGCUGCGAUCUGCUCCGUGAGCACCCUACACAUGGCCCCAGGCGAUUUCAAUGCAUGUUACGAAGAAUUUAGGACUAUGCAUUCUAGUCGCAGCUUCGCGAAGGACAUUAAUCUGGACGAUAUCCGUGCAUUAUGUAUCGGGGCAUUCUGGCUCAGUGAUAUAUCGUGGGCUUUAGUCGGUACUGCAGUACGAAUGGCUACUGAGCUGCAACUACACAGAAGUUUCGCUCAGGCUUUGCAAGGCCAUCGCGAUCACUAUCUGCGUGCGCGACUUCAUCUACUCGUUUACGCCUGCGAUCAUCAUUUUUCGAUCCCGUACGGCAGACCGCCAUUGACCCGAGAGGACGACGCCAUACGGAACGCAAGGAAGUUUCUCCAGUGUGCCCAUACGAGCGAAAAUGAUGCACGGUUGGUCAGCCAGGUUCUGCGCUGGAGUCUUUGCACAAAUGUUUUCGACACAUAUGGAACCGACACGGAGAGGCCACUAACGGAACCUGCGAUAUCGCAGCUGCGGAUGUUCUGCAUCUCUCUGGACAGUCUUCGCACGGAAUGGGGCGAGAGAUUCGUCGUUAAUGCUCACAUUGGCAACUACCCAAGCAAGGGCGUGGCACUGCAAUGUGACUUUGCCAAGCUGUACCUGUGUUCGCAUGCGUUUCGUGGAAUCGUAGCUUCUCGCACAACACACCGCUCUCAGGAAACAGCACUGAGCGUCGAUAACAUCGCUCACGAAGGCAUCAUUUCUGCUUUGUCAAUCAUCAGCACUGUAACAUCAGACCCAGAGGUCCAGUCAUUCUUUGAUGGAUUGCCUGUGUACUUUGAUGUCAUGCUUGCGUUUGCGGUCGUCUUUUUGUUCAAGAUAUCUAGGCUUCCCGGCUUAUUCCGACUUGACGUCGGCGCGACGAAGCGAUCAGUACGCGAAUUGAUAGAGGUCUUGAGGGCAAUCACCGCGACCAUGCACCCUCGACACCUGCUGGUAGAUCUUACCAAUGGAAUUGGACAUCUCUUGCAACGGUGGAACACAAUGGAAGAAAGCGGACCUUCCAAUACUGAUAGAUCCCAGAUGUUUCCAUCUAUUCACCGACCAGACGAAUCAACAAGCAGACCGACUCCCGAUACAGAGUUAGGCUGGCUUGAUGGCCUGCUUGAUCCGCGAUUCAUGGGUGAAUAUGACAUUCUCAUGGGCCAAGAGAUGGACUUUGCCUUCUAG